Molecule: messenger RNA, 2165 nt
Organism: Tigriopus californicus
Lineage: Eukaryota; Metazoa; Arthropoda; Copepoda; Harpacticoida; Harpacticidae
Product: long-chain-fatty-acid--CoA ligase ACSBG2-like
Exons: 3
Coding region: 147-2087 (646 amino acids)
Cellular component (GO): membrane; endoplasmic reticulum
Molecular function (GO): long-chain fatty acid-CoA ligase activity
Source: RefSeq, a predicted model, not a curated record
ACAGUACUGAUUGUUCUUCUGGAAUCGGAGCGAGUGCCCUAAUUGCGGUGAUUUGGAGCCCGAGUUUCCAAGCAGUCAUUGCGAGCAAGACCAAGACGCUGGUCGUCCAAGAAGCACGGAACGAGUUGUUUGGGGAUCUAUCAGCCAUGAGUUCCUCGUCUUCAAAGAUCUUUGAGGCCAAUACUUUCACUGCUACCAAGAGAGAUGAGGGCGUCAAGCUUCAUAUCGGAGACGCCCAACCGGAUAGCCAGGCACCCAUCACCAUACCCGAACUGAUUGAGAAUGCGGCCAAGGAGGCCCCGGAUAAGGUGGCUAUGUCCGUGAAACGCGAUGGCAUUUGGAAGAGCUGGACCUAUAGCGAGUAUCAAAAAGAGGUCCGCUCGGUGGCCAAGGCCUUUAUCAAGCUCGGCCUUGAGCCUCGAAAGGCGGUGGGCAUCAUUGGCUUCAAUUCUCCGGAGUGGUUUAUCACGGAUUUGGCUGCAGUUUGUGCCAAUGGAAUCGCCACCGGGAUCUAUCCCACCAACAGCAUCGAAGCUUGCAAGUAUAUCACCAAUGACUCCAAGAUGAACAUCGUCGUGGUUGAGGAUCAGAAGCAGUUGGACAAAUUCCUGGCUGUCCGAGGAGAGCUGGACGAGCUCAAAGCUAUUGUUCAAUACAUGGGUACUCCUACGGUGGAAGGAGUUUUGAGUUGGAAGCAAUUGCUCGAAAUGGGUGACCAAGAACCGGACAAGGCUUUGAACGACAGAUUGGAAGACAUCUACGUAAAUCAGUGUUGCCAUCUGGUGUACACAUCUGGAACCACUGGCCCGCCCAAAGGGGUCAUGUUAUCUCAUGACAACGUGACGUACACGGCAUCUGUGAUGGUAGAUGGUUUUGGUUUGAGGAUUGGCCAUGAGACCAUCGUCAGUUAUUUGCCGCUCAGUCAUGUGGCUGCCAAUGUGACGGAUAUUUUCCUCAUGAUCACUCUCAAAGGAACCACCUACUUUGCGGACAAAGAUGCCUUAAAGGGGACGCUCACUAAUACCCUGAAAGAAGUCGCUCCGACGUUGUUAUUGGGCGUGCCCAGAGUUUGGGAGAAGAUCCACGACAAGAUGAUCGAGAUUGGGAAAGCCAAUUCAGGCCUGAAGAAAACCAUUGGCACAUGGGCCAAGCACCAGGGUUUCACCCAUAACCAGAACGUGAUCAACAAUAAUACCAAUGCCAAAUCUCUUCAGUACAAGUUGGCUGAGAAGCUGGUGUUCCAAAAGGUUAAAGCCGCACUGGGACUCCAGAACUGCGAAGUCUUUUAUUCUGCCGCAGCUCCUCUAGCCCCUGAUGUCAUUGAAUACUUUAUGAGUCUGGAUAUGAGGAUCAUGGAAAUCUACGGCAUGAGCGAAUGCAGUGGUCCACAAACGACGAACUUGAAGAACCAGCAACGCGUCGGGAGCAUCGGCAAAGACAUUGUCGGGUUCCACACCAAAAUCGAUCCCACAGAGGGGGAGAUCCGAUUGAAAGGCCGCAACAUUAUGAUGGGAUACCUGGGCGACGAAGAGAAGACCGAGGCCACCUUCGACCAAGACGGAUGGUUAAAGUCCGGUGACAUUGGGAGAGAAGAUCAAGAUGGAUUCUUUUUCAUCACGGGUCGCUUGAAGGAGAUCUUGAUCACGGCUGGCGGCGAGAAUGUUGCCCCAAUUCUCAUCGAAAAUGCUAUCAAGAAGCAUCUACCCGCCGUGAGCAAUGUUAUGGUGAUUGGCGAUCAACGCAAGUUCCUCUCGUGUGUCUUGACGCUGAAGGUCGAAGUGGACGCGGAGUCUAUGGAGCCUUUGAACACGUUGAUCCCCCCCGUUCUGGAAUGGUUGGAGAGCUUGGGCAGCAAGGCCAAGACCACGAUUGAGGCCGCUGAUGAUGACACGGUUCGGCGAGCCAUUCAAGAGGGCAUCAAUCGGGCCAAUGAAGAGGCCAUUUCUAACGCUCAACGCAUCCAGAAGUGGAAACUCAUCACCAAGGACUUCAGCAUUCCUGGUGGAGAGCUCGGUCCCACCAUGAAACUCAAACGCCACGCCGUCCUUGAGAACUACGGCCUUCUCAUUUCAGGCAUAUAUCGAUAAGCAGAAUAGCCAUUGCAUUCCCCUUGAACCCUUGAACCCAGUGCGUAGAAGAUGAAAUACAAAGAUCCCCGUAUCCAA